Messenger RNA from Gastrolobium bilobum, 1401 nucleotides. RefSeq names its product gamma-glutamyl hydrolase 2-like. The transcript is spliced from 10 exons. Gene Ontology annotation, biological process: tetrahydrofolylpolyglutamate metabolic process. Gene Ontology annotation, molecular function: gamma-glutamyl-peptidase activity. The record is from RefSeq and is a predicted model, not a curated record. Lineage: Eukaryota; Viridiplantae; Streptophyta; Magnoliopsida; Fabales; Fabaceae. The coding region runs from base 66 to 1097 and encodes 343 amino acids. Gene Ontology annotation, cellular component: vacuole.
CAGUGAUAAGUGAAGUGAUAAACAUAAACCCCAAUUUUCAUUUCCCACACUCUCACUUCUCCGACAUGCCAAACGACGGCGUUUCGGUUCUCUUCCUCAUCGUCGUCUUCCAAUGCCUUCUCUCCGCCAAGGCUCACUCGGCGAUCCUUCUCCCGAGUCAACUCAACCGUGACUCGCCGAUCUCAUCGCCGGUGAGUUGCCCCGCGCCCGACCCCAACCUCUACUACCAGCCGGUCAUCGGAAUUGUCAGCCACCCCGGCGACGGCGCCUCCGGCCGCCUCAGCAACGCCACCGGUGGUUCGUACAUCGCCGCCUCCUACGUAAAAUUUGUGGAGGCCGCCGGCGCCAGAGUUGUUCCCCUAAUCUAUAACGAGCCACCGGAGAAGCUUCUCAAGAAGCUCGAAUUGGUAAAUGGGGUUCUCUUCACUGGUGGAUGGGCUAAAAGUGGUUUAUAUUUUGAAACUAUCGGAAAAAUAUUUGAGAAAAUUUUAGAGAAAAAUGAUGCCGGACACCAUUUCCCACUUUAUGCUGUCUGCUUAGGUUUCGAACUUCUAUCAAUGAUCGUAAGCAAGGACAAUAAUAUUCUUGAAGAUUUUAGUGCACUUAAUCAGGCAAGAACUCUUCAAUUUGUGGAGAAUGCAAGUAUUGAAGGAACUGUAUUUCAAAGAUUUCCUCCAGACUUGUUAAAGAAGUUGAACACAGAUUGUCUUGUCAUGCAAAAUCAUCGUUAUGGCAUAUCCCCGAGAAAGCUUCUGGAUAACCAGAAGUUAUCUAGUUUUUUCGAGAUCUUGACAACUUGCAAGGAUGAAGAUGAUAAGGUUUAUGUUUCCACAGUACGUUCUCGAAACUAUCCUGUGACUGGCUUCCAAUGGCAUCCAGAGAAAAACGCCUUUGAAUGGGGCUCAUCAAGAAUUCCCCACACGGAGGAUGCAAUUCAGAUAACUCAGUAUGUUGCAAAUUUUUUGGUCAGUGAAGCUAGGAAAUCCUUAAACAGACCAGAUGCUCAAGAAUUGCGAGACAGUCUCAUUUACAAUUACAUUCCCACUUAUGGCGGGAAGGCUGGGAAAGGAUAUGAUGAAGUCUAUAUAUUCGAGUAAGUCUAAAUGCAGGAGAAACCAACCGAUAAUGAUAGUGCAUAAGAGUCAUUAUGACUAAACGUUGUAUACCCGAGUAAAUGUCAUUGUUGUUAUGCACAACAAUGACAGUAAGAUGCUUAAUAUUGUACCAAAAGCUAUGCUUAUUUGUGAGUUGUAUCAUGUUGUUGUCCUGUCUUUGCCCUUUGCUUCUGCUAGAGUUCCAAUAUUGUAAGCUGUUUAUCUGCAGAAAAUAGGUAACUUUGUAUUACAGUGAUGUAUAUUUUAGGACUAUUUGCUGUUGAAGAUGACUUUUUCCAUGUAACUU